This is a messenger RNA of Contarinia nasturtii (swede midge), 871 nucleotides long. RefSeq names its product MD-2-related lipid-recognition protein-like. Gene Ontology annotation, molecular function: sterol binding. Lineage: Eukaryota; Metazoa; Arthropoda; Insecta; Diptera; Cecidomyiidae. The transcript is spliced from 5 exons. Gene Ontology annotation, biological process: sterol transport. The record is from RefSeq and is a predicted model, not a curated record. The coding region runs from base 234 to 713 and encodes 159 amino acids.
CGUUCGAUUCAUAACGUGCGAAUGUAGUUUUUUUUCACAUUUGCCACCGAUAACAAUUCGCGACACAUUCAUUUUAUUUAAAUUUUUCCAAACGACAACCAUACCAUUCAACAUCACACUCAAUAACCCGAGCGAAAAUCAGAAGUGAAAACGAAAAGAUUAAUUGGUGAAUAUUUUGUUGAAUUUUUUUUUUUUUUUGAAACAAACGGAGAAACAGGAGAGUAAAACGCGCUAUGGCAUCUUAUAAAUUCUAUUUGGUUUCUUUGUGUUUUACGUGGUUGAUGUGUAUUUCAAAUGCUCACGUUGUACAUUUUCAACCAUGUGCAGGCGACUGUAUCAUACACGAAGUACGAGUCAAUCCGUGUCCUGAAUUCGAACAGCUUGGUUUUUGCAAAUUGAAACGUGGCAAAUCGGCAACAAUAGAAUUUGAUGUAACACCACAAUGGAACGCGACCAAAGUUUUUGGAGCGGUAUAUUCGGCUACCGAUGAUGGUGAUGUACCGCUAGCUGGAAUGAACACAAACGCAUGCAUGCAUACAACAUGUCCAUUUAUAAAAGACCACAGAAGAUAUACGUAUAGCUAUAGUCUAGCGUUGGCUAAGAAAUUCCCAACGAGUUUAUACACGAUCAAAUGGGUCCUUCGUAAUGAGGAAAAACCGGAGCCCACCUCCGAGCAAUGCUGCUUCACAACCAAAAUCAAACUCACAAAAUAAAAAGAAAAAAACACCAUCACCCCUUCCCGCUCAUACAGACAUCAUCAUACUCACUUGAAUAAAGAAAGAGAGCGCGAUUAUUUUUAUCGGCUCCGUUUUAAUGUUGUAAAAUGUGAAUUUUAUAAAGAAAAUAAACACCGUUUCUUUCGGAGACAGAA